Molecule: messenger RNA, 1938 nt
Organism: Poecile atricapillus (Black-capped chickadee)
Lineage: Eukaryota; Metazoa; Chordata; Aves; Passeriformes; Paridae
Product: sorting nexin-27-like
Exons: 12
Coding region: 16-1437 (473 amino acids)
Biological process (GO): intracellular protein transport; signal transduction
Cellular component (GO): early endosome
Molecular function (GO): phosphatidylinositol-3-phosphate binding; protein binding
Source: RefSeq, a predicted model, not a curated record
CUGGCUGGAUUUGGGAUGUUCAGGGUGUUUAUUCCAUGCAGGAUUGCCUUCCCACCUCCUGGAAUUCCCUGGAUCGGCUCCGAGGAGGGGGAUUUUUGGGGAGGAAGAGCCCGAGCGAGGAGGAACGGCGUGAACGUGGAAGGAGCCACGCACAAGCAGGUGGUGGAUCUGAUCCGUGCCGGGGAGAAGGAGCUGGUGCUCACGGUGCUCUCGGUGCCGCCACACGAGGCCGAGAGCCUGGAGCCUCCCGAGGAGCCGCUGGGGCCGCCCUUCUACGACUACAGCGAGAAACAGGCGGUGCCCAUCUCCAUCCCCACCUACAAACACGUGGAGCAGAGCGGAGAGAAGUUCGUGGUGUACAACGUGUACAUGGCCGGGCGGCAGCUGUGCUCCAAGCGCUACCGGGAAUUCGCCAUCCUGCACCAGAACCUGAAGCGGGAAUUCGCCAAUUUCACCUUCCCGCGCCUCCCCGGGAAGUGGCCGUUCUCCCUGUCCGAGCAGCAGCUGGACGCCCGCAGGAGGGGCCUGGAGGAGUACCUGGAGAAGGUGUGCUCCAUCCGGGUCAUCGGCGAGAGCGACAUCAUGCAGGAAUUCCUGUCGGAGUCGGACGAGAAUUACAACGGCGUCUCCGACGUGGAGCUGCGGGUGGCGCUCCCGGACGUCACCACGGUGACGGUCAGGGUGAAGAAGAACAGCACCACGGACCAGGUGUACCAGGCGGUGGCUGCCAAGGUGGGCAUGGACAGCGUCACCGCCAACUACUUCGCCCUCUUCGAGGUCAUCAACCACUCCUUCGUGCGGAAGCUGGCGCCCAACGAGUUUCCCCACAAGCUGUACGUGCAGAAUUACACGUCGGCGGUGCCGGGGACGUGCCUGACGCUGCGCAAGUGGCUCUUCACCACCGAGGAGGAGGCGCUGCUCAACGACAACGACCUGGCCGUCGCAUACUUCUUCCACCAGGCCGUUGAUGACGUCAAGAAAGGCUACAUCAAAGCCGAGGAGAAAUCCUACCAGCUCCAGAAGCUCUGCGAGCAGAGGAAGAUGGUCAUGUACCUGACGAUGCUGCGCUCCUGUGAGGGUUAUAACGAGAUCACGUUCCCGCACUGCUCGUGCGACUCGCGGCGCCGCGGCCACGUCAUCUCCGCCAUCAGCAUCCGCCACUUCAAACUGCACGCCUGCACCGAGGAGGGGCAGCUCGAGAACCAGGUGAUCGCCUUCGAGUGGGAGGAGAUGCAGCGCUGGGACACGGACGAGGAGGGGAUGGCGUUCUGCUUCGAGUACGCGCGCGCAGAGCGCAAACCGCGCUGGGUCAAGAUCUUCACCCCCUACUUCAAUUACAUGCACGAGUGCUUCGAGCGAGUGUUCUGCGAGCUCAAGUGGAGGAAGGAGAACCUUUUCCAGCUGGUCCGGUCACAGCAAAGGGACGCGGCCACUUAACCCCGGCAGCUUUUCCAUGAAUCCCAAAAAAUUCCACUCUUGUAUUAAAGCCCCUCCCCCCAAACUAAAUCUCAUUAAUUCCAAAUCCAUUCGUGCCCAUCAUCCUCAUGGAAUUCCAGAAAAAACAAAAAAACUGGGAAAAGCCACCUCAGGGGGGCUCCUUUUUCCCACUCAGAUCUCAGAUCCAGCUCCAGGCUGGGAAUUUUGGGAAUUUUGGGAUUUUUUUUUUUUUUUUUAAACAACUGGAAUUUAAAAAAUCAUUGUCAGAUGUGGGGGGGAAAAAAAAAGCAGGAAAAAUCCUUGGGAAUGUUCCAUCCCUGCCUGGCAUCCGUGGGAAUAAUUCCUUGGGAAUCCCAAGGGGUGGAAGUUGAUUUUUAAUGGGAUUUUCCGCCCGUUUUUCCUCCAAAUCCGAGGUUUUUUUUAAAAAAAAAACCACGGGAAAAACAUCCAAAAGGAGUAAAAUUCCAAGGAAAAAUUCCUGGCACAAGGAUCCCGCUCAUG